Molecule: messenger RNA, 9633 nt
Organism: Monodelphis domestica (gray short-tailed opossum)
Lineage: Eukaryota; Metazoa; Chordata; Mammalia; Didelphimorphia; Didelphidae
Gene: MTHFSD
Product: methenyltetrahydrofolate synthetase domain containing
Cellular component (GO): cytoplasm
Molecular function (GO): RNA binding
Source: RefSeq, a predicted model, not a curated record
GUGAUCAUGAUCUAACUGUGGAUUACAUCCUUACUCCCACUAGAGUAAUUGUGACCGGCUGCACUCGGCCAAAGCCACAGGGUAUCAUAUGGUCCAUGAGCAGAACCUGCCUGAAUCACAGUGUGGCUUCUGACCAGAUCGCAGCACCAUCGACAUGGUCUUCACAGUGAGGCAAAUGCAGGAAAAAUGCCUUGAGCAGAACCUGAGUCUCUAUAUUGUCUUCAUAGACCUGACAAAGGCGUUCGACACAGUAAACAGGGACGCAUUGUGGGUAAUCCUCAGCAAGCUCGGUUGCCCAGCAAAAUUCGUCAGACUGAUCCAGCUCUUUCAUGUCGACAUGACAGGGGAAGUCCUAUCUGGUGGAGAGACUUCUGAUCGCUUCAACAUCUCCAAUGGUGUGAAACAAGGCUGUGUCCUCGCUCCGGUACUAUUCAACCUAUUUUUCACCCAAGUAUUACGACAUGCUGUGAUGGAUCUAGACCUGGGUGUCUACAUCAAAUACCGACUGGAUGGCUCACUAUUUGACCUUCGCCGCCUGACUGCAAAAACAAAGACAACAGAGAGACUCAUCCUGGAAGCUCUCUUUGCAGAUGACUGUGCUCUCAUGGCCCACCAAGAAAAUCAUCUCCAAACCAUUGUGGACAGGUUCUCCACCGCAACAAAACUGUCUGGCCUGACUAUCAGCCUCAGCAAAACAGAGGUGCUGUUCCAACCUGCACCAGGGAGGCCAACAAACCAGCCGUGCAUUACAAGCGACGGCACGCAGCUUUCUAACGUCAACACUUUCAAGUAUCUGGGCAGCACCAUCGCCAAUGACGGGUCCCUAGACCACGAGAUUAAUGCCAGGAUCCAAAAGGCCAGCCAGGCACUCGGGUGGCUGCACUCCAAAGUCCUCCAACACAGAGGUGUAAGCACUGCGACGAAGCUCAAAGUGUACAAUGCAGUGGUCCUCAGCUCGCUCCUGUACGGUUGUGAGACAUGGACACUGUACCGGAAGCACAUGAAACAGCUGGAGCAAUUCCACCAACACUCCCUCCGGUCAAUCAUGAGGAUCCGAUGGCAGGACCGAAUCACCAACCAGGAAGUCCUCGACAGAGCCAACUCCACCAGCAUAGAAGUCCUCAAAACCCAGCUACGAUGGUCUGGACACGUCAUCCGUAUGGACCCACAGCGAAUACCAAGACAGGUAUUCUAUGGUGAACUGUCAGCUGGACUCAGGAAACAAGGCCGACCAAAGAAAAGAUUCAAGGAUCAGCUAAAGUCAAACUUGAAGUGGGCUGGCAUUACACCAAAGCAACUAGAACUUGCUGCCUCUGACAGAAGCAGCUGGUGAACCCACAUUCACCAUGCCACCACCACCUUUGAAGAUGAGCGACGUCAACAUCUUGCCACUGCGCGUGAACGCCGACACCAGGCCACAACCGCACCUCCCGUAACAACGGGCGUCCCAUGCCCCAUGUGCCACAGACUCUGCGCCUCAGCCUUUUGACUCCAAAGCCACAUGAGGGUACAUCAAUAGAUGAUAAUGCACAAAGACAAUUGUCAUUCUCGAUCACCGAGAGACUACCACUAUAUAUAUAUAUAUAUAAAAAUAUAUAAAGUUCAAGCCCUAAAGGAUGUGACUCCCCCAAGGCCACACAGUGUUAAUAACAGGCCAGAUUCAAAUCCAGAUCCUCUGACUCUUGGCACAGUACCUUUGCCCUCCUACCAGGGCUGCCUCUACUACGUGUCUAGCUGAGACUUGGACUGAGUCCUCUGGUGUAAGUCUUGUGUUACUUAAUGGAUUAAUACUGCUCUCAAAAAUGGUUAGUGUACUCCUGCCUCAUUGUAACUGACCUAGUGAGAAUACUGUACAUCCUCUUUAUGAUUUUCAUGUUUUGAGACAGGAAAAACCACCACCACCAUUAAAAUCUUGAUGUUUACCCACAUUAUAUUGUUUUUUGUUGUUUUUUUAAACCCUUACCAUCUAUCUUAGAAUCAGUACUAAACAUUGGUUCCAAGGUAGAAGAGAGGUAAGGGCUAAGAAACUGGGGUUAAGUGACUUGGCCAGGGUCACACAACUAGGAAGUGGCUGAGGUCAGAUUUGAACCCAGGACCUCCUGUCUCCAGGCCUGGAGUUAUUGCUGCCCCAUCCCUACAUUAUAUUUUCAUUGAUUCUUUAUUGUGUGUAAUUAGACCUUUUGGGUACCACAUUAAAACUUUAAAAUAUAUGGAGUAGAGUGGUAGUAUACAAUUGCAAAUUUUUCAAAGGCAAGAGCUGUUCCUCUCUUGUGGUUAAAUUCCCAGUGCCUGCUCCAGUGUUAGAUACACAGCAGAUACCUAGUAAAUGCUUGCAGAUUGCUGUGUGUGGUAAUGAGCCAUGUUCUAACAAAAUUCUGCUGUUUUGUGAAGUUAUAGAUGUUUCAAGUUAUAGGCUGUCAUUUUCUUUUCUUUUUCUAUUGCCCACUGAUGGUAUAAAUGUUAAUCUGCCUCUGAGUGUGCUUAUGAGAGGACUACAAACAUCUUUUUCACCUUUAGAACAAACUUUUCCUAUGCUCAACUCACACAGAAUUGCUUCCUGCUGUUAGGAAUUGCAGCCCCAUACUAGGGGCCUGCCACACUAUACCCAAAGGCAAUGGCCCCAAAGACAGCAGACUGUACUGGAAGGCCAGGGAUGGAUGCGAGCCAUCGCAUGUCUAAUUCCCUCCAUCCUAAAGGGACAAUAGAUCUCUGACUCUCCUAGUUCAAGGACUGACAGAGCUCUUACACUAAGUUUUUUCACUUCUCCAAUCACUGUAGCUCCUAUUUGGUUUUUUCAUAAUUGAACACAAGCACUCUCAAGAAAUCUGAGCCCCACUAGAAGGACUGGUCAUCAGUCUUUGCCACAGAAAUGCAUUUUCAGAGCAUGUCGUGAAAAACCAAAAUACAGUCUUCUUGCUCACAUCACACAAAUCUAUUUUUAUCCUCUGCUGGCACAUGCACAAAAUAUAAUCAACUGGAAGAAUAUUAGAAAUUUUUUAAAACCCCACAUAAUUAUGUAUGAAAAACUAAAAAAAAAAAUAGAAACCAUACUCCCACAUCCUUAUACAUGCAAUAGUAUCCUCAGAGAUAGAAAGAUAUUGUCUUUUAUCUUAGACUUUUAACUUCAGGUACAUCUGGUCACUUGUAGGUGCAAAAAUCCCAGCUUUUCUCCUCUAUAAUUUUAAAAGGUCAUCAGGUGAUUAAUGCUUUUCCCACCCUUACCAACAAAAUCAAGGUGGAAAAAUCUACCUGACUAACCUCAUCUGGCAUUUUACAGUUGUACAGCUGAUUGCCAUUUUUAUAUUUGAAAAGUGACGACUCUCUGUUAGAAUUCUUAGAGUUAGUCACUCUGGAUCAGCUGACAGCAACUCCCUUUGUAAAAAUGGACCUCAAGUCUACUGACUAGUCUUUAGCCAUCUUACUCUCUUUUUCCUGGCCAGCAAUUAGGAACAUUUGUUGGGCUGUGUCAAUUUUCCAUGUGAAAUAAAAGCUUGUUUGGUUUAUUAAACUAAAUAUGAAAAACUCUUUGCUCUUCUCCAGCUAAACACUCUGUCUUAAAAAAGCGAUAUAGUAAAUGUAAUUUUCUUACAUUGUAUAAUGCCUUGCUCUGUUCCCAACUUUAUGGCAAAUUAGCUAGGCAUUCUUGAUCGUAUUCUCUUCUCUAGGUCUCUUUUCUCAUUUGAAAAACGAGGAGAUUGGAUUAAAUUAUUUCUAAAACCAGGAAGACUUGAGUUCAAAUUCUGUUUUAGACCCUUACUAGUUGGGUGGCCCUCGGCAAGUCACUUCAUCUCACUGUGGCUCAGUUUCCUCAUUUGUAAAGUGUUUUAAUAUCAGCCCUCAAAUCUCUAAUUCUAUGAUUAGUUUAGCAAAGAUGACAAAAGGUGGUAACAGUCCCACAAAAUAAAUCCAAUGUCAGUUUUAAGGAACAACAACAAAAUAAAAUUAAGCAAUUCUGUGUAAGUUGAGCUUAGGGAAAUUUUGCUCCAGAGAUGAGAAAGAUGUACACUCAGAGAAAAAAAAAUCUCUCACUUUUUAUUGAUCCUUCCUCCAUAUAGCUUUGCAGAGUAUCAGAUCUUGAAUAGUUCAUGAGGAAUGACUAACAACAGAGGCUAACCAUAGGCUUGCUCAACCUGAAUUAGUCCUGGAUCUCUGGCUCCUUUGGUGCCUUUUGACUUAGAGUGUAAUCAGGUAGUUCUGCCCUUUCUGGGCAUGGCUUUUUGUAAAGCCCUGCCAAGCAUAAUGCCGAGGAAAGAUUUGUCUGUGAUCACUAUUUAUGUAGGUAACAUUCCUUCCUGUGCUAGAGUUGUUUGCCCAGGGAGAGAAAUGUAUAGAACUGAAGGUCAUCAAUCUCAUUCACAAUUUACUAAGGAAAGGGGGCAGGAUUAUUUACAUAUAACGGAGGCUCUUCCUCUUAACAUCCCUUGAUUCUUUCCUUUGGCUUUGCAUUUUGGUUACUUUCUCCUCUGUCUACAGGAGUCAUCUAAAACCCAUAAGACUAAGAGCUAGGAGGUGCAUUAGGAACCAAAAGAACUAAUUAGAAGUUCUAUGUAAGCCCCAGCUUUUCAGUGGGAGAGAAGGUGGUAUGCCCUAAGAUGUUCCCAAUGGCUUGUACUGCUCGGCCCGUGUACCCAGGAAAAAUAGCCUCUGAUUCUCACAUGAGGUUGCUGGCUAGCCAAUAGACAGUGUUCCAAAUGAGCUUUGACUGGAAACUUGGCAUUACUUCCUAGCCUUUUCCAAGAACUUCUAGGAUAACCCAAGGUCCUAAUUGUGGUUCAUACCUUAUCUUCCUUUUUGUCAUGUACAGGCUUGUCGGGAAUUCAUGAUGGCAGCAGAUAUAUAUGUGAUGUGGCUUUGAGGAAUAUAGGAAUUCUUUGCAUUUUUUUUCUCCUUCUAGAUUCAAAUUUUUCAACUAGCGCCAUAAGGUCAAAAACUCAAUAUCCACAAACUAUAAAAUGAGCUUAUUUGUGCCAAUAAGGUUCUCACUUCAAAAGGGCUAAGUCAGGCAGAUAUAGACUUAGAAUCAAAGCUGUUAAUACAUAAGGGACUUGAGGGCAUAAUAAUACUCUCAAAGAUUCAUCAUGCUCUCUCACUCUCCUUAUUUAUCCAAACUGUUACCAAGUCCUGUCAGUUCUACCUUUGCAUGAUGUUUUGUAUAAUUCCCCUCUCCCUGUGAUACUGCCACCACUGGUUCAGUCCAUCAUCAUCUCACAUUUGGACGAUUACAGUAACAUUCUGCUCGACCUUCCUGCCUCAGAUCUCUCCCCCUGCUGUUCAUUCUCUCUCAGCCUCAAAUUGAUUUAACUAAAGGUGAAAACUUAUCACCCUCAUUCAAUCAAAUCCAGUGGCUCCCUAUUACUCCUAGUAUCAAAUAUAAAGUGCUCUGACUCAUAAAACUCUUUAUAUCCUAGUUCCUUCCUGCCUUUACUGUCUUCAAACACCUUCUCCCCUCCACUCUCUCCUCCCCUCUAGGAUCCAGGAGUAAUGGCCUCCUGGCUAUGCCUUCCUUCUUGGGUUAUUUCCAGUUUAUUCUAUAAAUAGCUUAUUUGAAUGUAGUUGUUCAUCUGUAGUCUCCUUGUUAGAUUGUGAGCCCCUGGAACCAAAGGUUUUCCCUUUCAUUUUAUCUCUGGGGUAUAGCACAGGGCCUGGUACAUAGUAGGUGCUUAACAAAUGUCUCUCAAUAUGCUAUAGAAUGUUCAGGUCUGAAGAACCUUUCAGCAGCAUCCACUUUUCAAACACCUUUGUAGUGUCAAACUCAGGCCAAGAGAGGGGCUGUUACUUGCCCAGAAUCACACAGCUUUCAAUAAUUGGUUCUAUAGAGCUGACUUAGCUUCUCUCUUUAGAGUGGAGGCUAAAAUUUUUGAAGAACAAUGUUGAGUUCUUUUUUUUUUUUAGAGAAGCAUUUCAUUUAUAUGUCUCCUUUCUAUUGUUUAGAAUCCACUUUUAGAAGCUCUGCUUUCCUAUUCAUGCUUUUUUUCUAUUUACAUUUGUCAAUUAGCUAUUCCCAAUCUCUUUCUAAAAGACUGAAAAUUUACUUGGCUUUGAUUCCACACUUUUGACAUUCUACUUCCAACAAGAAAGGAAGAAUAAUAUUGAGGAAACAGUUCUAGAUCUUGACCUCCAUAGACUGAGUUGCUACUUCCUAGGUAAACCUUCAGAAGUCACUUACCAUCUCAGGGCCUCAGUUUUCCCUUUUUGCAAAAUGAUGAGGAAAGAAGUAACCUUGGAUCCACGAACUCAGGGUUUAAAAAAUAUUUUGGUAACUAUAUUCCAAUAUAAUUGGUUUCUUUUGUAAUUGUAUGUAUCUUAUUUUAUGCAUUAAAAGCAUUCUGAGAAGGGGCCCAUAGACUUUGAUGGACUUCCCAAGGGGCCCAUGACACAAAAAAGGUCAGAGACUCCUGGACUAGAUGAUUUUCCAAGUACCCCUCUUAAUUUUCAAUCUUAUAAUUCUACGAAGGUGGUUAUGUGACUUUCUUGUUUAAUUGCAUAUCCUUUGUUAGCUGUACUUUUCAACUACUGUGCAAAAAAUCAUUUCUAUUUAUUGAUAUUUCAUAUCAGCAGACUUAGAAGCUGAGACCAAAUUAGACCUUAAAGCCCAAACUCAGUACCUCUACAGGCCAGGUCUUCAGUAAGUCACUCUGUUUCUCAGAAAGCAUCAGUGCUUCCCUUUGCUUUCAAAAUAAAGUGGCAGCACCUCUGACCUUUAAAGUCCUUCACACUCUGACUCCAAUCACAUUUCCACUCUUAGUACAUAUCAUAGACACUCUCCAUUCAAACAAAACUAGCCAACUUGUACCCUUCAUACUCAACAUUCCACCUCCCUGGCUUCCAAAGUUCAAGCCAAGUGCUGGCUGCUCCAUAAUCAAUCCUUUCCUAAUCCAUCCCCCAGAUUCUUUGGACCUCUUCUCCCCUCUGCAAGUCAUCUUGCCUCUUCUUUCUAUGGACCCUAUUUGCCUCAGUUUCCUCAUCUGCACAAUGAGCCGGAAAAGGAAAUGAUAAACCACUUCAUUAUCUUUGUGAAGAAAACCCUCAGUGGGGUCACGAAGAGUUAGACUUGACUGAAAUGGUUGAACAACAUAUAUUUCCUUAUAUUCAUGCAUAUUUCUCUGAAUGGAAUGUAAGCUACUUGAGGGCAAAGACAAGUUUCAUUUUGGUCUUUGUUUCCCCAGUACACAGCACCUAGUAGACUCUUAGUUGUUUGCCUCUUGGUUCUAGCUGCUUUCUUAAUUGUUUUUCUGCUUAAUAAAAGUCCUUAAGUCCAUAGCUGUUCACUCCAUUGCCUUCUCAGAUCUCUUUUAGUAUACAUCUGAAUUCUUUGAUCUGGUAUACCACGAUAACCAUGAAUGUUGUGAGUUACAGUGGGAGAAGUGCUGGACUUAGAAUCUGAAGAUCUGAGUUUCCAAUUCAACUCAGCUACUCAAUGGGACAUUGAGAAAUCAAAUCUCUUAAUCUCUUAGAUCCUCUGUUUUUGCAUCUAUAAAAUGGGCACAAUGCUGCUCAAUCUGCCUAAUUCACAAGAUUAUUAUAAGAACUAAGUGAAACACUAUACAGAAAUCUCUUUUUAGCCAACAAGUGCCAUGGAAAUGUUCUCCUUGUUUAAUAAACACAUGUUAAGCCAAAACAAACUAGUAACUUGAGUGGAAUUAGUACUUAACACAUGUGUCAUGAUGAGUUAUUAGAUCUCCCUCUGCCAAAGGUUAUUAUACCACACUUAUAGAUGAAGGGAUUUUGCUAGUUGCAAGAAAUAAUCUCCUCCAAAUAACUGCAAGUGAUUUUUGGACAUUCUAAAAAUCACAUAUAUUGUCACUAAAGAUUAUGUUUUUGAAAUUCACAUUUGAAUGGAUCAGCUUUACUAGAAAUCCAUAGUCCUACAUCCUAAGUAUGAGAAUCUACACUGGGAGGGACUAACUCCAGAAAGUUGUCUCACCAACAUUCACAACUUUUGCAAAACUCCCGUAUCACUUUAUUUUCUUUUUAAGAAAUUGAUAUAGUCUUGGAAUAACCCCUGUAUGUCUUUGUCCUUCUAUUGAACAUCAGAUGCUCCCCAGAUGAUCUGUUGAUUGACUGAUUGUUAUGUCCUAAUGAACUCAGAACUAACUGAAUUGUAAACCCAAAGGAUCUCGGCUCUAACUGCAGAUCCCCUAAGAUAGAGCUAACGUCACCCUCUGAUCACAGUAAACCUGGCAGCUCUCAGAAUUUGUGCUCUCAUGCCAAGCUUUGCCUUCAUCACCUUCCAUUGUCCAAUAAAAGAACUUGGCAUCUGGACCUCAGACUCAUUUUCCAACUGGUGAGAGAACAGUUUCUAAUAAAAACCCUUCCCCACCUGGAGUCACAGCAAUGGAGGAGUCAUUCGUCUUACCUUAGAACCUCUUCUAGGGGGCUCAAAAGGGGAAUUCCAUCUCUAACCCUUAUAGGCAAGAUCAGGUAUGGAUGGAGCAGCAGGAGAUCCUUGGCUCUUCCCUCCCUGUGCUUCCUGGGCCUUCUAGAUAUAGGGGAAUCUCCAUUCUACUUCUGUACAUCUUUUGAACCAUGGAGGACAAAACCACAGAGAAUCUCUAUGGGAAAUCCAAUGUCAUUAAGUACAGCUAGUUAACAUAGAGGUUCUUUUUAAAAAAUUUUUAUUAAUUUAGAAUAUUUUUCCAUGGUUACAUGAGUCAUGUUCUUUCUCUGCCCUCCCCCAACCCUGUUCCCAUAGCGAACAAGCAAUUCCUCUGGGUUUUACAUGUGUCCUUUAUCAAGACCCAUUUCUAUACCAUUAAUAUCUGCACUAGAGUGAUCAUUUAGAGUCUACAUCCCCAGACAUAUCCCCAUUGACCCAUGUGAUCAAGCAGUUGUUUUUCCUCUGUGUUUCUACUCCCACAGUCUCUUUGUAUGUGGAUAGCAUCUUUCCCAUAAGUCCUUCCAAAUUGUCCUUGAUCACUGCAUUGCUGCUAGUAGAGAAGUCCAUUACAUUGGAUUGUACCACAGUGUAUCCGUCUCUGUGUAUAAGAUUCUCCUGUUUCUGCUCCUUUCACUCUGCAUCAAUUCCUGGAGGCCAUUCCAGUUCACAUGGAAUUCCUCCAUUUCAUUAUUACUUUCAGCACAAUAGUAUUCCAUCACCAACAUAUGCCAUAAUUUGUUCAACCAUUCCUCAAUUGAAGGAACAUAGAGGUUCUUAAAGGCUUAUACUUUAACCAUUGGCAGUGCCACAUAAUAGGAGGCCGAAUUAGGUUUUGUGUCAAUAAAUCCAUUUAUGAAUAUGGUCAGAUCCAUAGAAGCAUUUUAGAAUAGUAAUAACUCCAAGUCUGGUUUAUAAUUUGCAAAACUUUUUGCAACAAUCCAUUCGAGUCAAUUGUGCAAACAGCCUCCCUUUCUGUAGUAUAAAGAAAACAUACCCCUGUGACGUGAAAAGUUGCUUGUAGUUACAUAGCCAGUGGGGCCGGGGCUCAAACCCAGAUCUUGGACUCAAAAUCCAAUGUUUCUCUUUCUACCCACUAUCUUUAAGUUGCCACAGAUUUUUGCUGUAGGUCCUUUUCCUUAGUAACUACCUUAAGAACUCAAUUUCCUUUCCUGUAAAGUUUGAAGGGAUUGGACUAAGUGAACUUUAAGAGUCAUUUCUAAAUCUUUUAUACCUUUUGACAUUAUCCACAAAAAAAG